AUGCUUCGAUGGGCCCAUUUAACCGCAGGGAUUCUCUCCGUUGUUGUUCUCUCCUCUCUCCUCUUUGUCUUCCUCCGCCGCUGGUGCUGUCUCCGGGGACCGGAGAGCUCCACCGCUCUUAACGUGGCUAGCCCCAUUCGGAAUGAUAGUUUUCAGGCUAGAAUCUCUAGGCUCCACCAAACCAGCCUUAUCCACCAGCUAGAUACCUCCGACAUCAAACGCCGAGGAAAUAUCAACAACUAUAAUGUCUCCCGUAGCGCUGCAACAGGAGGAUUCGCGUCGAAACCUGGUCUGUUCAUCUGGACAGACCAUCCGACUUUGGUGACAGAAGCAAUCAAGAAUGGAUGGACAAGAUUUGGAUUCGCUGUCCAUGCAUCAACUCCUUUGGUGAUUGGGACCUCCCCACGAUCAGCUCUUAUAGGGCUCUGCGCGACGGCGGGGAGCGAAUAUCCUGGUGUAAUAAUCACAUGGGAAGUGUCAAAUGGCUCCGUCGAUUUUACACAGACGAUCAAGUUUAAUCAAGUGUUUAGAGACACUAACAACCGGAAAAACCCAUUGAUGGUUCUCCGAGCAGCCCUACCUCUUCCUGGACCACAACUCAUAAAUACUAGUUUCCCUCAAGAGGCUUACUUUGAAAUCACACUCGUCGAAAUCCUCAGUAGCGGCCAUGAGGUUAAUGACGUAGGAAAUGACCUUGCAUCAGUGGAAGGUGAAAAAACUAAGUUGUUCAAGAGCGAAGGACCAAACCUCGUUAACAGAAAAGAAUGGGACAGGGGAAACGAAGAAGCCGUUUUGUCUGUAGGACUAACGACUGAUGGUUCCGCUGAAGUGGGCGAAGCACGACUGCCUGGGAAAUUCCCUGCUUCUAUUGGAUUCCAAUCGGACGGCGCUGUUUAUCUCGAUGGUAUGUUAUUUAUCUAUUUACAUUACUUUUUUGAAUACUUAAAUUUUAUUUUCUUCAUGUCGUUACUAGGGAGGAAUUCGAACGAAAACUCUGGAAAAAAAUAA
Eutrema salsugineum is the source of this 1008-nucleotide messenger RNA. RefSeq lists its product as uncharacterized. NCBI's taxonomy places the organism in Eukaryota, Viridiplantae, Streptophyta, Magnoliopsida, Brassicales, Brassicaceae. The record is from RefSeq and is a predicted model, not a curated record.